AUGAAUCGAAUUUUGAAAUUAAUUUGGUAUUGGUCAUUAUGUAUAUUACCAUUUACAUCAAUGAUAACAUUUAUUGUUACAUUAGUAGUAUGUAAUCAAGUAUUAAGAAAUAAUAAUGAGUUAAACCAAGACUUACCAAAUAUUUCUGUACUUGGAACACGUUCAGGUUAUAAAUAUUUUGUUGCUGGAUUUGUUCUAUUAGCUGCACAAUUUUUAUUAAAUCUUAUUGGUCGAUUACAAUAUUUAUGUCAAUCUCAGUUUAUUAUUAAUCGUAUUAUUUUAUAUCUAAUACAUUUAAAUGGAUUGAUUGCAUCUAUAUUUAUGUUAAUAAUGGCUAUUGUUAAUUUACGUCAAAAUGGUCCUCUUCAUGUAACUGCUGCUAUAACAAUGUUUGGAUUUCUUGGUGGAUAUUGUAUAUUACAUACUUGCGCGAUUUUUUAUCUUUUUAUAAAAAGAUCCCAAGCUCCUCAAUAUUCAAAUAUUUUCUUGCCAAUAUGGUUUCUUAUUUGUAGUAUAGUGCUUAUUAUCUGUGUCAGUAUUUGGGUUUCAAAUAUGCCUAAUAGUAUUCCACAAUAUAUUGCUGCCUCAAUGCCGUUUCUCUAUACAAUUGGUUUUAUACCACAAUUUUUUAAACAAGCACGAAUGGAAGGAGAAAGUCGUGUCUCAUCUAGACAAUCAAAUUGCUCGAAUGACAUAGCUUUAUAA
This is a messenger RNA of Adineta steineri, 705 nucleotides long. Lineage: Eukaryota; Metazoa; Rotifera; Eurotatoria; Adinetida; Adinetidae. The record is from the annotation of a GenBank genome assembly.